Messenger RNA from Cajanus cajan (pigeon pea), 3649 nucleotides. NCBI's taxonomy places the organism in Eukaryota, Viridiplantae, Streptophyta, Magnoliopsida, Fabales, Fabaceae. The record is from RefSeq and is a predicted model, not a curated record.
GGUCUCCCUCUCCUUUCUUCUUCGUCUUUCCCGUUCAUCGAGUCUUUCUGUUCUCGAUGGCUGGUAAUAGUGGUGUCGCACCUUCUGCGCCGGCCAAUGGUAAAGGUAAGGCGCGCGGCAAGGCGGUGGUCGACAAGGCGGCCGCUGCUGAAAAGAAGAGGGGUGGGAACAACCCUAGGGAUUCUUUCCCCGUCAUCACUGGCUAUGAAUGGGUCAGAGGGGAUGUCGAAGAGUUCCAGAGCGUCCUCAAAUCAUUUCUUGAGGUUAAUGCGAUGUGGAAAUUGCUUAGGAUUUGCUAAGGAUCCAUUUCCAAGGUCAUCCGGCUCGAGCCUUGUUAGCCUGGUGAGCAUGUGUAUAUGGGGGUACUUCUAAUCCCCCCUUUUUCUACAUGUACCAGUGUUCUUUUAGGGAUUUAGGUGUAUGCCUACCCUUCACUCAAUUCGAGUGCGAUUUUUUGAAUUUUAUCAACGCGGCUCCUUGCCAGCUGCACCCCAAUAAUUGAGGUUUUUUGAGGGCUUUUCAAGUCUUGUGCUCGGCCUUAGGAAUAGGGUUGUCACUGCUUGUUUUCCUCCAUUUCUACCAACUUAAGUUGGGUGAGCCUCCCCAUGGUUGGCUGUCCUUGAAUGGGAGUAGGGCCAGGGGGUUGUUUACGUUGUAUUCCCAAUCAUACAAGAGCUUCAAGAAGGAGUUCUUCCGAGUUCUGCCUAAAGAGGCCGACCCGCUAAAGGAUGAAGUGUUCCAUUUUGGCGGGUUGCCGAGGUUCCCUCUUUACUGGCAACAGGAUCCGAUCAAGUUCAACGGGUCGGGCGGUCUUCAGCUGACGGCUUCGGAUACUGCUGCCAUUACCAACCUAGCCGCGCUCCCACGUCCCCUGGAUUGCAAGCUCGUCUUGUCGCUUGCUAACUUGGCGAACAAGGAAAUGGGUCUAGAGAGUGAGUACCUCGUCAUCCUUAGUCGUCAAGGCUUCUUUCGUUUUCUUUUCCUCAUGUAUUUGGCUUUUGUACUUGCAAGUAUAAUGGGGAGGAGCAAGUGGCACGAGCUGAAAGCCCGCUACAAUGUUGCCGAGAUCGAGGUUCCCGACCCCCUCGAGGAGGAGGUUGCUCCCCUUGAAACUUGUCAAAAAAUAAAGAGGGGAGAGAAGGAGGUCGGGGGGACCUCUACCCCUCAAGACACUGGAGAGGUGACUUCGAAGGCCGUUAAUGCCGACGCAAUCGACCUAACCGGAAGUCCUCCUCCUGAGGGGACGUCAUCUCGAGCUGUUGCGAAGGAGGUAGCUCGUGAGGCGCAGGCGGGGCCUGUGCCAACAUCUGUCGAGGUGCGGGUAGAGCCGAGCUCGGAGGUGCCAAGGCCGGAUAUCUCAGCUACUAUACAGGCGGCGCCUACCUCAACUCCCGCCGAGGCCUGCAGGGAGGGGUCGAGUUCUGGGGCGCCGUCAUUGACCCCUGCGACCGCUGCACCGCCUCAACCUCAACUAGGGGCUCCGAAGGGGAAGUGCAUCAUACAACGCUUCGAUGUCACUUGCCCCCUGGCGAGGUUGGACCAUGUGAGCAUGUCAUCAGACUUCGACUCGAUGUGGAGUACGAGGAUGACUAUUGAGGCUUUCUACUCGCGAGGGUCGCUCCGCUCUGCCAACAAGGCGAUCAUCGAGAAGGUCGGGCCAGUGGAGGGUCUAGACUCUACGGAGGUCUUCAUGCAGAGAUCGAUCACGAUCGUGGACUAUUGGAAGCGUAAGUGGUCGAAGAUGCAGGGGGAGCUCAAAAGUGCUAGAAGCCGAGUUCAGCCACUAGAGGAGGAGAACCAGGCUUUGGGGGUCGCUCUGAGUGAGGCAGUAAAGAAGAAUGAGGCCGAGCUGCAGGCCACGAGGAGGGAUCUCACAAGGACUCAGAAGUCCUUGGAGAUUGCUUUGAGGGCUAAUGAGGUCUAUGCUUCCCAGGUUGGCAAGCUUCAGGAGAUCGCCAACUCUUCUCGGGGUCGAGUGCGCUCUCUUGAAGAUGAGGUCUCGGGGUUGAAAGCUGAUCUGGCGGAGGCGGCUAAGAGGCGUCUCUAUGACGAGGUGCUUUUGGCGGGUAAGGAAGAGGAGGCUAGUGCCUUGAAGGCGGACCUUGAUCAGUUGGUUGCAGCAAAGACGGCCUUAGAGAGGAGGCUUGUUGAGACCGAGCGAGCUAUUUUGCUGGAGCACAAGAAGGGCUUUGUCAAGGCAGCUCGUCAGGCGAGGUUACUUGCGCCCGUGGUCGACCUUUCUACUAUGCACAUAGAGAAAGAGGUCCGAGCUGGGCGGCUGGUGAAGGAAGACGACCUCCCUGAUAGCUAGAGCGAGAAUACCACAACUUAGGCUGCUGUGUUUGUAAUAACUUAGUUUAUUUUUAUAUUUUUCUCACUUUCUGAACUUGUGUUUUGAAUUUAUGAACUCGUUUAUCAACAAUGUCCAUUCUAUACACCUGUAAUUGUAUUGAUAACUCCGUGCAAGGGAGCUGACCUUGUGUCCUGACUUACCUCGGCCUGCACCGCACCGUCAGUGUUUUGCUGAGAAGCGGAGGGUUGGUCCGUACGUGUCCCGGAACCUUAGCCUCGUCCUCAUCCUCGUCCGUGGUAGCCUCGUCUGUGACUUUGUUGCCGUUGGACGUAUUGUCCGAGGUUCCCCCCUGGACGAGUUCCUCUAUGCGAUCUCUGAGUGUGUGGCACUCCUCGGUCGUGUGACCAUAAUUUUUAUGGUACUGGGAAUGCUUAGAUUUGUCCGCACUGUUGCGACUGUGUCUAGGUGGUGGCAGAGUGAGCAGAUUUUUGUUGCUGGCCUCUUCCAAGAUGUGUACUUGGGGUGGGGGGUGUAGAAGUCAUACCUCCCUCCUUUGUUUGCCCUAGUCGCCUUCUUGAAUUGGUUGUCGUUGGUGACUUUCAUCUUGUCUUUGUGGCUGUGGUCUGGCUUUGCCUGUGCUUUUCCAUGGACUUGGUCGCGGAAGGCGGUGUGUUCUUCCAUCUAAAUGUACCCUGCAGCUCGGGCAUGGAGUUCGUCCAUGUAUGGGGGAGGUCGUCGACACAAGCUAUCCACGAAAGGUCCUAGCUUGAGUGCCAUGAGCAUGGCGUGAAGGGCGACCUCGGGAUUUAAGUUGCGGAUCUUGACCGAGGUGCUAGCGAAGCGCUCCAUGAACGCCCUCAACGGUUUGUCUUCGCCCUGUCUGAGGCUGGCCAAGGUGGCUGAUGUGAUGUGGUGAGGCUGACUCGUUGCGUACUGUGCCGUGAAUCGUCUCACCAAAGUGUCGAAGUUGUCAAUUGAUCCUGCUGGCAAUUGAGUAUACCAGGCGAGUGCUUCUCCUUUGAGCGAGGUCGAAAACACCCUACACAAAAUAGCAUCCUCGUUAGUGUAUAGGUUUACUUGUGUGACAUACAGAUCGAUGUGCUCGUCUAGGUCAGCAAUGCCAUCAUAACGGUCGAUGUUGAAAGUAUACCAGGCGAGUGCUUCUCCUUUGAGUGAGGUCGAAAACACCCUACACAAAAUAGCAUCCUCGUUAGUGUAUAGGUUUACUUGUGUGACGUACAGAUCGAUGUGCUCGUCUAGGUCAGCAAUGCCAUCAUAACGGUCGAUGUUGAAAGGCUUCCAUCCAAAAGGCAGGGGCGUCUCCAUGAUGUCGUCAACAAAAGGAUGGCGGCGGAU